This is a messenger RNA of Drosophila willistoni, 2160 nucleotides long. RefSeq names its product N6-adenosine-methyltransferase MT-A70-like protein (gene Mettl3). Gene Ontology annotation, molecular function: mRNA m(6)A methyltransferase activity; mRNA (2'-O-methyladenosine-N6-)-methyltransferase activity. The record is from RefSeq and is a predicted model, not a curated record. Gene Ontology annotation, cellular component: RNA N6-methyladenosine methyltransferase complex; nucleus. The transcript has 3 exons. Lineage: Eukaryota; Metazoa; Arthropoda; Insecta; Diptera; Drosophilidae. The coding region runs from base 177 to 2003 and encodes 608 amino acids.
CUAGUUCCGUCUAAUCCAGCCGGCUGCAGCUGACCGUGUAAAAAAAAAAUUGAUUGACAACAAAUUGCAGAAAAUCAUAAAAAAUGCCCAUUAACUAAAUAUUAAAGUAAUAAAAAGUCAGACAGUCGAUGACAAGCAUAAAACAUACAAGAGGAACGGUCAUCGAAACAUAAAAUAUGGAAAUAAAUCAGCAAUCGAUCAAAUCGCUCAAGACGAAGCGCAACACUUUGCGGGAGAAGCUGGAAAAACGAAAGAAGGAGAGAAUAGAAAUAUUGUCAGACAUUCAGGAAGAUCAAGCCAAUCCAAAAAAGGAGCUAGUUGAAGCAGAUGUUGAAGUACAGAAGGCUGUCCUCCAGACACUCAGUGCUUGCACUUUGUCCCUGCCCAUUGUGUCAACCCAGGUGGUGGAGAAAAUUGCCGGUAGCAGUCUGGAGAUGAUCAAUUUCAUAUUGGGAAAGUUGGCCAACCAGGGAGCAAUUGGAAUUAGGAAUGUUACCAUCGGUACGGAAACCGGUUGCGAGAUCAUCUCAGUCCAACCAAAAGAGCUAAGAGAGAUUCUUGAGGACAUUAUUGAUAACUGUCAGCAGAAAGAGGAGGAAGCCAAGAGAAAAUUGGAGGGACAUAAGGUGGGAGACGAUGAGCAGCCUCCAGAGAAAUGUUCAAAAACGGAUUGCAGCCGGAAGGAAUCGACCAGUCUUGAUGCGUCCGAUGAUAUUAUGAUGCUGCUUUCCAUGCCCUCCACCCGCGAGAAGCAAAGCAAGCAGGUGGGCGAGGAGAUUUUGGAGCUGUUAACCAAGCCCACGGCAAAGGAACGCUCUGUAGCAGAGAAAUUCAAAUCGCAUGGUGGGGCCCAGGUCAUGGAGUUUUGUUCCCAUGGUACAAAGGUUGAGUGUCUUAAGGCUCAGCAAGCCACCGCUGAGAUGGCUGCAAAGAAGAAGCAAGAGCGGCGAGAGCAGAAAGAACUGCGAGCUAAUGUCGAAUCCAGAAACAGUAAACUUGCCAAAACUGCCAUCGAUUCAGGCGCUGAGGAUGGCGAAAUAAUAUCCGAAUCUAUCACCAACUGUGAGGGUGAAUCUCAAGAGUCCACCGAUGGCAGCGACACAUCCGGCGAGACUGAUAAAUGCACCAAACUUCAUUUUAAAAAGAUUAUCCAGGCCCACACAGACGAAUCUCUGGGCGAUUGCAGUUUCCUGAACACCUGCUUCCAUAUGGCUACGUGCAAGUAUGUGCAUUACGAGGUAGACACAUUGCCCCACAUCAACACCAACAAGCCGGCGGAUGUUAAAACUAAGCUGAGCCUGAAGCGAAGUGUGGACUCUAGUUGCACAUUGUAUCCUCCGCAGUGGAUUCAGUGCGACUUGCGUUUUCUUGACAUGACCGUUCUGGGAAAAUUCGCAGUGGUUAUGGCUGAUCCUCCUUGGGAUAUACACAUGGAACUGCCCUAUGGCACCAUGUCCGACGAUGAGAUGCGUGCAUUGGGCGUUCCGGCCUUACAGGAUGAUGGGCUCAUCUUUCUCUGGGUCACCGGCCGAGCCAUGGAGCUGGGUCGGGAUUGUCUGAAAUUGUGGGGCUACGAGCGAGUAGAUGAACUUAUCUGGGUUAAAACGAAUCAACUGCAACGAAUUAUUCGAACUGGACGAACCGGCCAUUGGCUUAACCAUGGCAAAGAGCAUUGCCUGGUGGGCAUGAAGGGUAAUCCCACCAAUCUGAAUCGUGGCCUCGACUGCGAUGUCAUUGUAGCUGAGGUGCGAGCCACAUCCCAUAAGCCAGAUGAAAUCUAUGGCAUUAUUGAACGCCUAAGUCCAGGCACACGAAAAAUCGAACUCUUUGGACGGCCGCAUAAUAUUCAGCCCAAUUGGAUAACGCUGGGCAAUCAACUCGAUGGCAUUCGACUUGUCGAUCCUGAAUUAAUAACACAGUUCCAGAAACGCUAUCCCGAUGGCAAUUGUAUGUCGCCGGCUGCUGCCAGCGCUGCGGCAGCUAUUAAUGGUAUAAAAAAGUAGUUUCCCAACGAAUUUUCUAAUUAUCUUCGAUAGAUAAGAUUUGAAGCGACUCCACACUUUAUGCAUAAGCACAAGUUUAGAAUUAAGUUUUAAAAAGUUUUGUAAAAAUAAUAAAACUGACAAGUAUUAAGCAUGUUUAUAGAAUUUUAAAGUCUAA